Messenger RNA from Cyclopterus lumpus (lumpfish), 1647 nucleotides. RefSeq names its product heat shock protein family B (small) member 11 (gene hspb11). The transcript has 5 exons. Gene Ontology annotation, biological process: intraciliary transport. Gene Ontology annotation, cellular component: cilium; intraciliary transport particle B; centrosome. Lineage: Eukaryota; Metazoa; Chordata; Actinopteri; Perciformes; Cyclopteridae. Bases 149 to 562 code for a protein of 137 amino acids. The record is from RefSeq and is a predicted model, not a curated record.
GACUCGGCGGUUGGGUUGGCAGCAGUAACUUCUCCAAGACCCGUAAACAAAACAGACCGUGGUGUCUUGUUGUCGACACCGCUGCUAUUUCUUCGUUUUAACCAGACGGCACCGGAAAUCACACUCGUUGUCGUGUGAGUCACUGAAGAUGAUCGAUUCCGCUUUAAGUUCUGCGGGUGCAAAAGUUGUCGUCGCUUCUUCCAGCGAUGAGAAUCACCCGCCGGAAAACAUCACUGACGGAAACACGAACACGUUUUGGAUGUCAACCGGGAUGUUUCCUCAAGAGGUCAUCGUUCGCUUUGCUGAAUCCACGCAGGUGUCCGCAGUGACAGUGGACAGCUAUAAUGUCAAGCAUCUAAAGAUAGAAAAGAACUCCUCACAAAAUGCCUCUCAAUUUGAGUCUGUUACCGAGCAAGAAUUUAAACAAACAGAAGGACAUCUUCAGUCAAAUACUAUCUUGCUAAAUGGAAGCAAUGCAACCCACCUUCGUUUUAUCAUCAAUUCAGGAUAUGAUCACUUUGUCUCAGUGCACAGAAUCAGUGUACAAAAUGUACACACUUGAGUGUGUGUGUGUGUGUGUGUGUGUGUGUGUGUGUGUGUGUGUGUGUGUGUGUGUGUGUGUGUGUGUGUGUGUGUGUGUGUGUGUGUGUGUGUGUGUGUGUGUGUGUGUGUGUGUGUGUGUGUGUGUGUGUGUGUGUGUGUGUGUGUGUGUGUGUGUGUGUGUGUGUGUGUGUGUGUGUGUGUGUGUGUGUGGCAUUAUUUAACCAGUGUAAAUAUCAGUAGAUUUCAUUAUUAUAUUCCGUUUAGAUAACACGCACGCUCACUGUCAACAACUUAGAAUCUGAUAUCUCAUCUGACAUGCAUUAUUCAAUUAAUGCAUGUCUAAACGGAAAAAAAACAAAAAAGAAUGGUAUCAUCUUAAUCUUAUCAGUGAGAUUGCAACUGCAAACAAAGCAUAUACUGUUGUUGAAAGCUAUCGUGAAUCUUAAAAUAUGCCCUCAAAUUCUGAAAUUAGGUUGAACUAAUUUCCUGUGUUUGUGCUUAUUUAAUGUUAUGGAUUCACUCACGGGGCUUUUCAUUGCACAUUCAACUGUUCCUAGCUAAUUUCACAAGCUGAUAGUUGGCUAAGCUUUUGAAUAAAAGAGUUGGAUUGGAAUGAAUGUUGGAAUUACUUGGAAAGGAAAUUUCUCUCUCUGUGAGAGAUGGAGUUAAUUAACAAAUGUUGAGCAGUUGGGGCAUAAAUUGGCAUCCGGACAGCCCCCCAAUGAGCAGAAUUUGACAUCCCCAUAGAAAUGAGAAUGCAGCUGGGGGGUUGGGCAACCAGAUGGUUACCCAGCCAACCAGCAAGUCUCAAAAGACUGCGGGUCUAUUCACAAAGUACUCCAGCCACCUCCUGUACUUAAAUCCUCCACACAUGCAAACUCACACACUCACACACAAACUGAAUCCUACCUCUAUUGCCAUUUCAACUUGUCGGUAGCAAAGGGUUCUGCAGUGUGCGAGGACCCUUUGGGACUCCCUCCCCAAUUACUUUGCUGACUAUGGAGGAGCUUGGGGAGUUGCUGAGGCUGUUUGCUGUAGCUUGGUCUGCAUGCAGGGCUCCAAAUAAACCAAUACAAAUAUGAAAUAAAUGCCUGAAUAACCAGC